GUUGCCCCUACUCUAGCGCAAACAACACACACACGUGCACGUGACGACAAUGAGUAAAAAACCGCAUUCCAUAAAAGUUCCCACCCAAUACAGGGCGACUGCCAAGAUAUUGAAGGCGGCAUUGGAGCAGCAGAAGUGCAUCAAGACCCUGAUAUUCGCGGAGAAGCAUGCACGUACACGCUCUUUGCAUACGGUGCUGAAAAAAUUUAGCGAAAAUCGUGUGGCGGUGGAAAAGGCCAUCGAGGAGACAGGACUGCUCAGGGACAAUCCCAGCUUUGAUCCCAGUUUGGCCAAGAUUCUAGUCACCGAACUGCUAUUUGCCAGGAAGGAGCUAAACGGCGAAAGCAAACCCGUGCAAACGGUGCGAAGUUACAAGGAGCGCUUGCUGAAUUCCAUCGGAGAUUUCGGGGUCAAGCGGAAAGAACCCAAUCCUCGUUAUGUGCGCAUCAACACAAAUCUAUACAGUUUGGCGGAGGCCUUGGAGUACCUGUAUAGCGAGGACUGGCGACGCAAGGAGCUGCCUGCGGAUGCCAGCUAUGCGGACUUUCUGACUGCCAUCAAAUCGCUGGAGGAGGACGAGUUCAUGACCGAUCUGCACGUGGAGGGUGUGCUCAUUUUCCCUCCCAAGUGGUCCAACUAUUGGGUCAGGCAUCCGUUGGUGCACGGGAAGAGGUUUAUACUGCAGAACAAGGCCACCUGUUUGGCCGCCGAACUACUUGCUCCGCCGACUGGGGCCACUGUGCUGGAUAUGUGCGCAGCUCCCGGUAUGAAGACAGUGCACAUAUGCAACGUGAUGCAAAACAAGGGAUGCAUCUACGCCGUGGAGCAGGACUACAAACGCUAUAAUACGCUGUGCGACAUUACCGAGGAGGCUGGUUGCGCUAUUGUAAAACCCAUUUUUUCAGACGCCUUGGACCUAACACCCGAACGCUUUGCGGACGUAGAGUACAUCCUGGUGGACCCCAGUUGCUCUGGCAGCGGAAUGCAAAACCGCAUGACCGUGUGCGACGAGCCGAAGGACGACAGGCGGCUGCAAAAGCUGCAGGGAUUGCAAAUAAAGAUCCUGUCGCACGCGAUGAGCUCCUUUCCGAACGUCAAACGCAUCGCCUACUGCACGUGCUCGCUGUGGAAGGAGGAAAACGAGCAAGUGGUGCAGCGCUGUCUUCAGCUAAAUCCAUCCUACAAGCUGCUCAGCUGCAAGAAGGCAUUGCGCAACAAGUGGCACAAUGUGGGCGACACGGACUACCCCAAUAUUGGCAAGAACGUCCUGUAUUGCUUGCCGGAAAGUGAUCUUACCGAUGGCAUCUUUCUGGCCCUUUUCGAGAAACGCCGCGAAGGCGAAGUGGAUUAGUUGUUUCAAACGCAAGAAGGACAAUUGUUUUCUUAAAUUGUAACCAUUAUCUUUAUUUGGCACUUGAGCCAUUGAAUUUUUCAUCUUCAGAAUAUGUGUACACCUUUUAAAAAAAAAUAAAAAAUUAUAUAAUA
Molecule: messenger RNA, 1485 nt
Organism: Drosophila sechellia
Lineage: Eukaryota; Metazoa; Arthropoda; Insecta; Diptera; Drosophilidae
Gene: Nsun5
Product: Nop2/Sun-like domain containing protein 5
Exons: 4
Coding region: 50-1351 (433 amino acids)
Biological process (GO): rRNA base methylation
Cellular component (GO): nucleolus
Molecular function (GO): RNA methyltransferase activity
Source: RefSeq, a predicted model, not a curated record